AUGUAAUAAGGCUAAGUCAAAGUUAUUGGUAAUUACAGCUACAACCUAAAGCAUUGCUUAGGAGAGGGUGCUUACGGUAAAGUAUACUAGGGACUUGAUACCACGACUAAUUUAAAAGUGGCCAUCAAAAAACUUGAUUUACGUAAUUUUGAAAGAGAUAAUUAUCUUAAACAAUCAAUCAUAUAAGAAAUCGAAAUUCUAAAGAAAUUCAAUCAUAAAAACAUAGUCAAAUUUAUAGAUUUGAUUUCAACUCAAAGAAGUCUCUACAUCAUAACAGAAUUUUGUAAAGAUGGAGAUUUAAGAGAAAUUAUGAGUAGAAAAAAAUACAAUGAAUAAGAUGCUUGGAAAAUUAUGAAAUAGAUCAUCCAAGGAUUCCGUGAACUAGUAUCCAAUGCCAUCAUUCAUAGAGACUUAAAACCAGCAAAUAUUCUUAGUCAUGAAGGAGUAUUCAAAAUUGCUGACUUUGGAUUCGCUAAAUAUGUUGAUAAUUUCACCAAUCAAUUGCUAAGAUCAUGUGUUGGAUCUCCACUCUACAUGGCCCCUUAAAUUUUAGCAAGAAAACCCUAUUCUACCAAAUGUGAUAUUUGGUCUCUUGGUGUCAUAUUUUACGAGAUGGUCUUUACUGAUGUUCCUUGGAAAGGCAGAGACGAAAGAGACUUAUUGAAAAAUAUUUUAAGUGUUCCUGUUUCAAUCAAAAAAGGAUUUCUGACAUCCAAAUCUGAAGAAUUCUUAAGGAAAACAUUAACAAUUGAAGAAAAUGAUAGAAUAUCAUGGGAAAAAGUAUUUGAAAUGUUUGAAGUUGUCAAUCUCCCCUCUGAUUAGAGAAUUCAAACAUCUCCUAAUUUAAAUAUUAGAGCAAAUAAUCAUUAGAAUUCUUCAAACAAUGAAAAGGAAAGAAAGAAGUCUAUCUUCUAAGGCCCAUCCUAACCACCUGUGCAAUAAACAUCUGCUCCUGUUUCACCCAUUUCAAUUUAACCUCAAACUCCUUCUAUUAAGAGUUUAAGAAAUGAGAUUAUUUUUAGGAAUUUUGUCUUGACAACUGAAUUAUUCCCAAGAUACACUUCUAACAAAAAUAGUAUUGUAGAAAAAGUUAUGAUUUGCUUGAGCAAAACUAAUAUGGCAAUGCAAAAUGCUUUAUAUACUUUAGCUAAUCAGAUCAUGGUCCCAGCAAUAAAGAAAGAUCAUGAUUAGUAUGUAUAAUUUCAUUCAGAUUUAAUUGAAACAUUACAAAGAAACGGGUAAUUGCAGCAUUGUGAUAGAGAAUUAGAUAUAAAUUCAAAGGAUUAGAAUUGCACCGAUACCGAAUGCGAUAAGUUAAAUAUAACCUUAACUACAUUAAUUAAAUAAUUAUGUUAGGAAAUGCUUGAGGAACACAAGAGAGCUCCUUCUAGACCAAUCAUGUUGUUAUUAGACAAUUUAGUGGAUAUCAUUAUCAUUCACAAGAAAGUCCAAAGAUGUGUGGAGAUAGAUUACGAUCAAUUGAAUGCUGAGAAGGCUGAAGAAGAAGAUCCAAGAAAGAUUAUGGAUGCUGUUAUAGAAAAGCUCAGGCAAGCUUGA
Messenger RNA from Paramecium tetraurelia, 1557 nucleotides. RefSeq lists its product as uncharacterized. Gene Ontology annotation, cellular component: cytoplasm; autophagosome. The record is from RefSeq and is a predicted model, not a curated record. Gene Ontology annotation, molecular function: ATP binding; protein serine/threonine kinase activity. The transcript is spliced from 2 exons. Gene Ontology annotation, biological process: protein autophosphorylation; autophagy; autophagosome organization. Lineage: Eukaryota; Ciliophora; Oligohymenophorea; Peniculida; Parameciidae.